This is a messenger RNA of Beta vulgaris subsp. vulgaris (sugar beet), 2199 nucleotides long. RefSeq names its product tonoplast dicarboxylate transporter. The transcript has 6 exons. Gene Ontology annotation, biological process: monoatomic anion transmembrane transport. The coding region runs from base 78 to 1820 and encodes 580 amino acids. The record is from RefSeq and is a predicted model, not a curated record. Lineage: Eukaryota; Viridiplantae; Streptophyta; Magnoliopsida; Caryophyllales; Amaranthaceae. Gene Ontology annotation, molecular function: transmembrane transporter activity. Gene Ontology annotation, cellular component: membrane.
CUAGGCAAUCCAUGUUCUUUCAUGUUAUCCAAUAGCAAAAUCCAAUUUUGCAUAAAUAGCAACAUAUCUUUAUUCUUAUGUUUAAUUUGUCCCUUGCUUAUUUCUCUCAAAUCCUAGUAUUUUUUUCGCCUUUUUUUUUUCCCUUCUCUCAUUUUUUCUCAUUCUUUUUAACAAUGAAUGUUACAAAUGACCACCAUAAACAUGAUCAUUUAUCAACUCCCACCGUCGAUCUUAAAUCACCUCUUCUUCCAAUCAAUCUCAACAAUCUUAAUCAAGAGGUUUCCCCCUCUCUUAUUCUGUCCCUUGCCACACCUAAUACAUUCUUUGUGUUCCUAGGACCCUUAUUAUGUGGGUUAGUAUGCUUGUUUGUGAAAGUUGGUGAGUUAGACUCAAGUAGAAAUAUGUUAGGCAUCCUUACAUGGAUUUUCACGUGGUGGCUUACCGAGGCGGUCCCUAUGCCGGUCACCUCCAUGUCACCGCUGUUUCUUUUUCCGAUGUUCGGUAUCGCCUCCGCCGAUGUGGUUGCCAAGUCUUAUAUGGAUGAUGUUAUUUCUCUUGUGCUUGGUAGUUUCAUUCUUGCUCUUGCUGUUGAGCAUUACAAUAUUCACAAGAGAUUGGCCUUGAACAUAACUCAGCUAUUCUGCGGAGACCCGAUAAAUCCUCCCCUCUUACUCCUAGGAAUCUGUGCCACGACGGCAUUUGUCAGCAUGUGGAUGCACAACGUGGCAGCCGCCGUGAUGAUGAUGCCAGUUGCCACAGGGAUCCUACAACGACUUCCAACGACAAGGACGGGGCAAAACGAUGCCGUGGACAUGUUCUGUAGGGCAGUGGUGUUAGGGGUAAUAUACUCUGCAGCUAUUGGUGGAAUGUCUACGUUGACAGGGACAGGUGUCAACCUGAUAUUGGUUGGAAUGUGGAAGAGCUAUUUUCCUGAAGCGGGCCCCAUUAGCUUCAAUACUUGGUUCUUCUUUGGGUUUCCUUUGGCCCUCAUCAUCUUCUUCUUUAUGUGGGGUGUUCUUUGUUGCUUGUAUUGCAAAAGAGAGGCAUCAAGUGCUCUUGCCAAUUAUUUGGAUAAGGCUCAUCUUAAGAGAGAACUUGAUUUGUUAGGUCCAAUGUCCUUUGCAGAAAAGAUGGUGUUGUUUGUGUUCUCGGGGCUGAUUGUUCUAUGGAUGACAAGGAACUUGACUGAUGAUCUUCCUGGAUGGGGAUCUCUUUUUAAAGGAAGAGCUGGUGAUGGUACUGCUAGUGUGUUGAUGGCAACUUUAUUGUUCAUAAUACCAAACAAGAGGAGAAAGGGAGAAAAAUUAAUGGAUUGGAGCAAGUGCAAGAAGCUCCCUUGGAACAUAGUCCUACUACUAGGCGCUGGAUUCGCAAUAGCGGAUGGAGUUCGUACGAGUGGCCUCGCCGAUGUCCUCUCAAAGGCUUUAGACUUCCUCGAGGCCGUCCCAUUUUGGGCAAUCACCCCAGCAGUAUGCCUCAUUGGUGGAACCAUAACCGAGUUCACCUCCAAUAAUGCCACCACAACAUUACUAGUUCCCCUACUCAUCCAAAUUGCACAAACCAUGCACUUGCAUCCACUCUUGCUCAUGGUCCCUGGGGCGAUCGGAGCGCAGUUUGCUUACUUACUUCCUACUGGAACCCCCUCCAAUAUUGUUGGCUUUUCAACUGGGCAUAUUGAUAUUAAGGAUAUGCUCAAAGUUGGCCUUCCUUUGAAGAUUGCUGGCACCAUUGUUUUAUCUCUUCUCAUGCAUACUCUUGGAGCCUACGUCUUUGGAACGAGUAAAGUGGUGAUGUACCCUUUAACUUGGCGCAGCUUAUAAGCAUUCAAGUUUUGUACAAGUCUGUGUAUAACUUUCGUCAAGGAUUACUCUAGCAGGGAACAGCAUUUUGGCUGAUUUCUUGUAUACAUAGUUGUAUAAUAUAGCAUCAUGAGCCAGAGAUCAAAGAUGCAUAUUCCAUUGAAUAGGUUGUCAUAUUAUGGUAUAAUAUAAACUAGUAAUAUGACAACUAAAUUUGUAUAGAAUAGUACAUUCCUGAUUAGCCUUGCUGCUAGAGCUAGAUUAUUGGUUCCUCCUCAAUUCUACUUGAGGGACCUUUUGUGAUUGUAUGAUAGAUUGAGAACAUGUCUUGUAAGAAAUAUGUACAUUUUGGUAAUAUCUGGAAAGUACUUUCAUACCAACAUCAUGAAACUUUGAUUUA